AUGCAAGACCUAGAGAUCCAGCAGCUUGGGGAGCCGGCUCCACCAGAAAGGUCGGUGUCUUUGCCUCAGAGACUCCUGAGGCUUCCGGCAAUCUAUAGCAUCGAAAUCUGGCGUCAUAUCGGUAUCGGACGUCGAAUCGGUGGACUUCGCCGCGGCCGUACCCUCACGAUACUGCGCAAAGUCGGAGGUGUUGCGGGAACAACCGUAUCUGUCUACAUUGCGGUUGUGCACGAUGAGCCUAUUGCCCCGCUGCUUUACAACUACCUUUGGUGCAGUGCUGCACUUGUGGACAGUGUACUCUUUCUCACAUGGCGUCACAUGUCCAAGAUGCCCAACGCCUACUCCAUUCUGUUCAUCCUAAUGUCCUAUGCGACUCUAACCACAUUACUAAAGGGACCGGAGCUAGUCCUCGACAGGGUCCUGCCGGUGCUCCCUCUUGUUGCCAUCUCAGGAGCAUUCCUCGCCUCGCUCUUCUUAAGCAUACAUGAAAGCAUUAUGAUCCCAUCAGUUCUGGACGUGGAGCGUGGAGACCGUGCUGCCUGGGACGCGGUUUCUUCUUGUCUGGUGUAA
Colletotrichum paranaense is the source of this 570-nucleotide messenger RNA. RefSeq lists its product as uncharacterized. NCBI's taxonomy places the organism in Eukaryota, Fungi, Ascomycota, Sordariomycetes, Glomerellales, Glomerellaceae. Bases 1 to 570 code for a protein of 189 amino acids. The transcript has 4 exons. The record is from RefSeq and is a predicted model, not a curated record.